GGCGUUUCUACACUGCCAUCCUUUGCCACUUACGCUUCUGUAUCCUCCCGCAUUAUUGUUCUCAGGCACUCCUCACCUCUGAGUACCACCCAUUUCUCUCGACCUCUCUCUCUUCGGCGGCUCAGACUUGUCAUCGUCACCACCAACUCCAUCGUCUCUUCUACCUCGCCUCCCACCCGUCUCUACUCCCUCUUCUACCGACCUACCUCUCACUCAUUCCUCCAUACACUCUCAACAACAACGCUUUCCGUUGUCUUAAUACUCAUAUUCUCCGCCAGUCGUUCGCUUUUUCGAUAUACGAAGCUUGAUACACACUCUCGCUCUCAUGCGGUAAUCGAUCGAUCUCGACUUAAACUCACCACUUCGACCUCGCGAGCGCAAUGCGCUUUUUCAGAGACUUGCUGGCCACCGCCGCAUCAUGUCUCUUACUCACAGUGGCUGUUGAUGCCAAUUCAAGAGCCCGCAAUCCCUUAAACUAUUUGUCAUUAAUCCAAAAUCCGAGGAUUCACACCCCUUCUCAGCGAGUACAUGCCAAUUCUCACUUUGACAUCACUUUUGAUCUCCACAACAACGCUCAACAUGUUCGCCUCAGUCUGGAACCCAAUCAUGACAUUAUUCAUGAGGACUCGUACAUCGAGUUCCUCGACAAAGAUGGAAACGUGAAACAUGCAGAGAAGAUGAACAGAGAUGAUCACAAAGUCUUUCAGGGCCGUUCAUAUCUGGUAGAUGAAGACGGGGUUUCGGAGCAUACUGGGUGGGCACGUAUUGUGGUCAGGAGAGAUGGCGUUCACCCUCUGUUCGAAGGCGCCUUUUCGGUUCUGGGAAAUCAUCACCACGUCCAGCUCAAAUCUUCUUACAUGGCCACCAAACACUACCUGGACCCCAACGUUGAGGACGACGAGGACGAAUACAUGGUUAUCUGGCGUGACACCGACAUCGGCCAACAAUCCCCCAUGCACACCGAAUUGAAGCGUGACGGCAUCUCGUCCUCUGCUUGUGGUUCCGAUAAACUGUCCUUCAAUACCAACCCUGAACAUCCCAUUUUCCGCGAGUUGUUACUCAGACGGGAUGAGGGAUCGUGGGGCACCAUGGCCGUGGGCAAUCUAUUUGGCAAGCGUCAGAGCAUCGAUGGCGGUGGCGCUGGAAACGGCAACUCCGCUGGUGUCAACCUCCGAAACAGUAUUGGGAGUACCGCCGGCUGCCCCAGCACUCGCAGAGUCGCCCUGGUCGGCGCCGCCACCGAUUGUGCCUAUACCGCCAGUUUCAACUCUACCGAUAGCGUCCGGCAAAACAUCAUCAGUACUGUCAAUACUGCAUCGGAAUUGUAUCAAUCGACCUUCAACAUCACUCUUGGCUUGAGAAACCUGACUGUCUCAGAUUCUGAAUGCCCCGGGACCGCCAGCACCCAGACGCCUUGGAACGUUGGGUGCAACUCCAACACCGACAUCACCCAAAGAUUGAACCUCUUCUCCGCCUGGAGAGGCCAGCGUGGCGAUACCAAUGCCUAUUGGACCCUCUUCACAACAUGCAAUACCGGUGCCGAAGUUGGUCUCGCCUGGCUGGGCCAACUUUGCAACCACGGUGCGACAAGUCAACAAGACGGUGGCGGUAAUUCACAGAGCGUCACCGGGGCCAAUGUUGUUGCCAAGACGUCGACUGAGUGGCAGGUCUUCGCUCACGAAACCGGUCAUACCUUUGGUGCGGUUCAUGACUGUGACCAGUCUGCUUGUCGUGACACCAACGUGGUCAACUCGGGCCAAUGUUGUCCGUUCUCCUCGACCGCCUGCGACGCCAACGCUCAAUUCAUGAUGAACCCCUUUGCGGCAUCUGGGAUCACCAACUUUUCUCCAUGCUCGGUGGGCAACAUCUGCAGUGCCUUGGGCCGAAAUUCAGUCAACUCGGGGUGCCUGACCGAUAACAAAGGCGUUGUUACCAUCAGUGGCAACCAGUGCGGCAAUGGCAUUGUGGAAGAAGGCGAAGAUUGUGACUGUGGUGGUACAGAAGGAUGUGGAGGUAAUGGAUGCUGUAAUGCUGAGACAUGCCGCUUCAACGAGGGCGCCUUCUGUGACCCAAGCAAUGAAGGCUGCUGUACGUCGCAGUGUCAAUUCGCAGGCUCUGGAACGGUGUGCCGAGAGAGCACGGGAGUUUGUGACCCCGCAGAGACUUGUUCGGGUACCAAUGGUACUUGUCCUUCUGACACCACCGCCCCGGAUGGCGAAGACUGUGGCCAAGGGCUACGAUGCGCCAGUGGGCAAUGCACGAGCCGAGAUCUCCAAUGCAAGACCCUGAUGGGCAGCUACACCUCGGACAACGACACAUAUGCCUGCAACAGCCAAACCUGUAGCUUGAGCUGCGCAAGCCCCGACUUUGGGCGCAAUGUGUGCUACUCGAUGCAACAGAACUUCCUAGACGGAACACCGUGCGGUGGGGGUGGUCAUUGCGAAAACGGAGUGUGCCGUGGCAGUUCGGUAGGAGGAGAAGUGAGCUCAUGGAUCCAGGACAACAAGACCUUGGUGAUCGCGUUGGCCAGCGCGUUGGGAGGCCUGCUCCUCCUCGGCAUCCUGGGGUGCUGUAUUCGACGAUGCAGAAGGCCCAAACAGAAGAAGCUGGCAGCAUACCCCAAUCGAAGGGGAGCCCCAGGCAACGCUGGGAAUCACCGAGGCUGGGAUGGCCCAUCGAUUCCUCCUCACAUGCAAAAUGGAGGAUAUGGAGGUUCGUAUGCGCCGCCAAUGCAGAACUCGCCGACAUGGUACCCUCCUCCACAGCAGCCUCCGCCGUCGUAUGGGGCUUGGAGCAAUCCUGGAAACGGUCGUGUGCAGAGCGUGCGAUAUGCAUAAGAAGGUUGAAUCUUGACAGCAUCUGGAUAUAAAAUGGAAAAGGCAAAGACGCAGGAUGGAUAUAUGGCUACAUCAUUGUGAACUGCACUUGUGUGCAGGCGCGAGCAGGAUGAGAUGAACGGUUGCAUGUAUUGAACUACCGUGAUCGGGGUUGGACAUGACUGCUGGACCGCUUUAAAGGUCCCGAUACGAAACCAUUGCAUAUUGAUAUGGCGUCAAGAGAAGGGAUUACCCGUACAUUAGGGUACAUUGGGUAUCAUUUUGACAAAUAUUAUUGAGUUUUGAAGCCUUGAAGUGGUUGCU
Messenger RNA from Exophiala mesophila, 3140 nucleotides. RefSeq lists its product as uncharacterized. The record is from RefSeq and is a predicted model, not a curated record. The transcript has a single exon. The coding region runs from base 381 to 2837 and encodes 818 amino acids. Lineage: Eukaryota; Fungi; Ascomycota; Eurotiomycetes; Chaetothyriales; Herpotrichiellaceae. Gene Ontology annotation, biological process: proteolysis. Gene Ontology annotation, molecular function: metalloendopeptidase activity.